Molecule: messenger RNA, 1973 nt
Organism: Episyrphus balteatus (marmalade hoverfly)
Lineage: Eukaryota; Metazoa; Arthropoda; Insecta; Diptera; Syrphidae
Gene: TTLL3B
Product: tubulin glycylase 3B
Exons: 2
Coding region: 99-1949 (616 amino acids)
Biological process (GO): cilium movement; protein polyglycylation; cilium assembly
Cellular component (GO): cilium
Molecular function (GO): protein-glycine ligase activity, initiating; metal ion binding; ATP binding
Source: RefSeq, a predicted model, not a curated record
ACAAGUCGUUACUUAAAAAGUUUUCGAAAUUCUCAUUUCUUAUUCAAAAUUCAUAUUUUCUAAAUUCCACGCAAAACAAAAAAUUAAAAUAAAAAAAAAUGAAACUGGCUUUUGAUCAUCAAGAAAGAAUUCGCCUCAUAAUGAACCAAAUUGAAACUGAAUUGUCCAACGUUAAGAAAAUUCCUGAAAAACAAAACAAAGUUAGCAAAAAUUCUAGCAUUAACAGCACUAAAUCCAGUGAACCUAAUGCAAAAGAUAUCGAACUUAGCAAUGCUUACAGACAACGUGCAAUCAAAGCUCACAAGCAGAAUAAAAUCUUCACAGUUCAUGGCAACUAUACAUCUGUUCGCAAAGCCCUAAUUCGUCGUGGAUGGGUUGAAAAACUAUCCCCAGGAAGAUUACAAAAGCUCGAAAAUCUAUCAUUUAUGAGACUUGUUAAGGGUGCACGAAAAGGCAAUGAUUUUGAAGUUGCAAUGCUUUCGAAAAUUGUACAGCCCUUUCAAGCUAAUUUCAUUUGGCAACCAAAAUAUUUUAAAGAUCAAUAUUCAGCAGUGAAUCCCUUGAGAAAUAGAGUUCGUCGGGCAAGGUGUUUGGAUUUUUCAACAAAGGUUGGACUCAUUGGAUGUUUUGAGAAUUCUCACUGGAAUACAAUUGAGAAUGUUGCUGAAACAACUUGUUUGCCUUCUUAUAAGCUUAGUACUAAAGAGGAUGAAUUGUGUUUUCUUCAAGACUUUCGACUAACUCAGUGUAUCAGUGUUUUGGUGUUUCUAAUUGAAUCCAUUAAGCCAAAGAAUUUAUUCGAAAAGAAUGGAGAACUUCCAUUGAGUGUUCUUGAGUUUCCAACAAAUGUAGUUAAAGAUUUCUGUAAGUCACAGGAGGCUGACUUUUUGGAAACUCCUGAACAGAUAGAUGACUUUUCCAAAUGGGAAGUCUUUACUGCAAACGCACAGCUUUUUAUGCAAAAGGAUCAGAAAAUUAAUUGCUCUGAAGAGGAAUGUUCGAAAAUACUGAACAAAAUUGAAGAAACUGUUAAAAAAGUUAAAAAAUAUAAGCCGUUUCUGCAUUCAUAUGGGUCUAAGAAUCUAUGGAUCCUUAAACCUGGUUUCCAAUGCCGCGGUCAGGGAAUUGUCAUUAUGUGUAAUUUCUACAAUAUAGUCAACUAUGCUGCUUCAAGACCCAAGUCAAAUUAUAUCGUUCAGAAAUAUAUCGAAAAACCUUUGCUUAUUUAUAAAACUAAAUUCGAUAUACGCCAAUAUAUGGUUGUGGCCAUUUUUGACCGAAUCUCAAUUUGGAUGUACAAAGACUGUUAUUUGCGUUUUAGUUCCCGUGAAUUCAGCUUAGGCGAUUUAAGGGAAGCCAUUCAUAUAACCAAUAACAGCAUUCAGAAAAAGUACAAAAACGGAGAACGAGAUUCGAGACUCCCAUUGCAUAACAUGUGGCAUUUAUCUGAAUUCAAGUCAUAUCUUUCCGAACAACAUCAAAGUGAAGCUUGGGAUGACAAAAUCUAUCCUGGAUUUAAGAAAACCCUUAUAGCGAUUGUGUUGGCAAGUUUAGAAGAAACAGAAUUUACAAAGAAUUCUUUCGAAUUAUAUGGAUGUGAUUUUAUGUUGGACGAGAAACUUGAUCCAUUUUUGAUAGAAAUUAAUUCUACACCUGAUUUGUCUCCUUCUACAACUGUAACAGCAAAAAUAUGUCCAGCUACUUUGGAGGAUCUUAUGAAAGUAGUUGUUGAUCAUCCAAAAAAUCCAAAAACAUCGACUGGGAAUUUUGAAUUGGUUUAUCAAAUUGAUUGUCCAAGGAAACAUCAAAACCCAACGGAUAUGGUAGUUGUUGGUCAAACAAAGAUAUUGCAUAUUCCCCCGGUGAUUCAAAGCAAAAAGUCGAAAAUAAAGAAAUUUCUAAAAAGAAAGGUACUCAGGAAACGAAGCCAGAAUAUGAAAGCUAAAUAAAGUGCAGUGAACUUUUUGACCUUA